Molecule: messenger RNA, 4966 nt
Organism: Priapulus caudatus
Lineage: Eukaryota; Metazoa; Priapulida; Priapulimorpha; Priapulimorphida; Priapulidae
Product: metabotropic glutamate receptor 2-like
Exons: 10
Coding region: 88-4929 (1613 amino acids)
Biological process (GO): G protein-coupled glutamate receptor signaling pathway; regulation of synaptic transmission, glutamatergic
Cellular component (GO): membrane
Molecular function (GO): group II metabotropic glutamate receptor activity
Source: RefSeq, a predicted model, not a curated record
CAAGACGGAUUAGAAUGUGACAGGCGGACCCAAGACGAAUUGGACCUGGGCUGGGCGCGGUGUGUGAGUCUUAGCAUCGGUUACACGAUGAAGCGACACCUGGCGGCCGUGCUCCUGCUGUGGCUCGGCCUUCUGGCGGCGGCGGCGGCUACUGGAUUACUUCCGGCGGAGCAAUGCGACGUCACCGUCAGUAGCGGAAAGGCAGUCAUCAACCCUAAAGCUCCGAUUAUCGUCGGCUCCUUCAUGGAAAUACGUCACGCUGGUGAGAACUUCGGCUGCGGCCUGAUCGACACGGCGAGCAUGCAAGUGUACGAGGCGAUGCGCUGGACACUGUCCAUCCUCAACCAGGACAGGGGCACAGCGCACGGCGUCAUCGUCAACGACUCGUUCGUGCCUGGAGUAGAGAUCGGCAUGGUCACGUACGACACGUGCACGAAGCCUGGACUGGCGACAGGGGGCGCUGUAGAUAUGUUUCCACAGAUGCAGGCACGGGAGAGCGACUGUAUGGCAAAUUCUUCAAAACUGAUACUAGGCACGAAUCGGUACGUCACGAAGCGACACCGAGCGGCCGCCCUGGCGAACCUUGUUUACGGACUUGUCGGCGUCCUACAGAUGGCGUUCGGAGCGCCAGCAGCAGAGGCUUUGACGUACACAAGCAACUGUUCGUGUUCUGCGCCUGCGAAGCGACGGUUUUCUAACAUCGCCAGCAAACCGCAGGCCAUCGCCGCCACCGUGCGCCGGCUCGGCUGGCGUUACGUCUCCAUCAUCUCUACAGCCGACGACUACGGCCGACAGGGUAGCGCCUCGCUGACGCAACUCCUCGACGCUGCCGACGUCUGCGUCGGCGUCACGGCCGAGGUACCGUCGGUAUUUGCGUCGACCAGCCUAAACUCAUACGAGAACGCAGUUGCGCGCGUCGCCACGAAGGCGCCGCUAGGAGGCGGCGUCGUCGCGUUCGUGUCGAAUUCGGCCGUCGCGCGAGAGCUGCUGUCGGCUGCCGACAGGAUUCCCGGUGGUGCCGACGUCGCGUGGGUGUUCAGCGACGGUCUGGGAACCGCAGCCGACGUUAUCUCCGACCUUCGUGCAUCUCGCGGCGUUGUCGCCGUCGGCGCUACGCCGCAACCGACGAUCGACUCGUUCGGCAUCCACUGGGCGACGCUAGACGAGACCGGCAAGGAGGAGGCGUUGCUAGGCAACCCGUGGUUCAAGGAGUACUUCCAGGAGGCGCACGGCUGCAGCCUCCCCGGCGAGCGUGCCUACGCGGCGCUGCCCGCCUGCCCCGAGCGCACGUUCGCCGAGCGGCAGCGACACUUCACGCAGAGCGACGACGUCGUGCGAGUCAUCGACGCCGUCUACGCCUACGCCGAGGCUCUACGCGCCGCACACAGCGCCAUCUGCGGGCCGACUUACAGGGGCGUGUGCGACGCCCUCUCGCGGAUAACACGCGAGGUCUUCUUCAGAGAUUACCUGGCCGCGGUCAGCUUCACCUACGGCGAGCGCAACCGAGCUGCGCCGGAGUUAUACAACCGCCUGGUGGCGUUUGACGAGCGCGGUAACCCGAGUGGUUCCAAGCUGGGCGUCUAUAGUUAUCAACGCACGAACAACGAGUGGCGAUUCGUGCAGGUGUUUACGUUCGACACGGAGUUACGCGGCGUCGGAGGUGAGUCGCUGUGGUUCUACAAUGCCGACGGAAGUCUGCGACUGCAGUCGCCGACGUCCGUGUGUCCCGCAGACUGCACGGAAGCAUGCCCGAAACAGUAUCCGCCGCCGCCGCCGACGACGACGACGCUAGCGCCACCUAUCACCUGUCCGCCUCCCGAGCGGAUACUAGUGACGCUUCCGCCCCCGUUCACGACUCCAUGCCCCACGGAGCCGGUUUGUACGUGUCGGCCAUGCGAAUGCCCGCCCGUGGUGACGUGCGAGCCGUGCACGCCUGCGCCGACACCGACGACACCGCCGCCAUGCCUCUGCCCGACGUGCCAUCCACCGCUCGACUGCUCCUACUGUUCCACACCGCCGCCGGUGCGGUGCACGUGCCCGCCGCUCGACUGUGAUCAGUGUAGGAGUCCCGACUACGGCUUGGUGACACCCGACAGGCACACCGCGACGCCGCCGCAGGCUACGACGCGGCCGCAGCAGGCAGUGCCCGCCGUCAGAACCGAGACACAUUCUCAGACGUAUGCUGCACCAGAAUCCGAGGCGGAGGCUGAGCCAGAAGCCGAGACAGAGCCACACGCUGAGUCCGACACAGACACAGACACCGAUGCAGAGAAAGGCACGCGGGCAGAGACCGGAAGCGGGGCUGAGAUAGCUAGCGACCGCCAAGUGGCGUACGUGUACAGGCCUAGCUCCGAUAAGGUUUUCCUCAACGGAGUGCUGCCAAUACACGCGCGCGGAGACACGCGCUUCGCCUGCGGCCCGCUAGAUGGCGCCACCUUCCCGCUGCUGGCAGCGGCGCUGUACGCGCUCGAGCGAGGCAACGGCGACGGAGAGCGUCUGCAGAUGGGGGCGCUGUUCACAGACUCGUGCGGCAGCGCCGAGAGAGGGCGCCGCGACGCGUUCACCUUCCUCGCCGGAGAGGGAGUCUACGGCGACGCAUACUCGCCGCGCGUCGCACCGACCUCCGUCGCCGCCUAUCUGACCUUUGACCCCGUCGAGGCGGACGCCGUCGCCGAUGUGGCGCGCCCAGCCGGCGUGCCCGUCGUGCUCGCGUCUGCGUCGGCGCCGGCAGCGACACCUGGCGUGCUGUACGCGCUGCCGGGCGUCGACGCGCAGAUGGACGCCAUCAGCGCCAUAUUGGAGAUGUUCAGCUGGGACAUGGUGUCGCUAGCGUACACGGGCUCCGACAGCGACGCCAGCGCCCUCCUGCGGGCGGCAAACGCGCGCGGCAUAUGCGUCGCCGAGACGCUCGACCUGGAGACGACCGACGCGAAGCAGGUCGUCGACGCGCUGCAGCAACGACAGACAGAGGGCGCCACCGUCGUCGUCGUGCUCGCGCGACCGCAGGAGACACGUGACCUGCUCGCGGCGGCGCAGGACGCGAGCAGCGACUUCGUCUGGAUUGCCGACGACCGCUGGGGCGACAGCGCUCGCGUCGUCGACGGAUUGCACAUCGGCAAGGGGGCGCUGACGCUCCGGGCGGAGACUGCCGACGUACCGGGCCUGCGCAGCUACGUGGAGAGCCUCACGCCGACGUCGCACGGCGACAUCCCCGACGCGUGGUUCGACGAGUUCUGGCAGCGUCACUUCCGCUGUCGGCUGCCGCGCGCGACGCCGACGCUGACGCAGUACGCCGACGAGUGCGACGACGCGCUGCGUCUCGACGCGACCGACGUUCUGUCGGGAAGCUACGCGACGCAGGUGGCGCUGGCGGUCAACGCUACGAUGCGGGGAUUCCGUGCGUACGUGCAGCGCUUCUGCCCCGACCUUCACCUGCUCGGCAUCGACACGUGCCUGAUGACGUAUGCACCUCGCGACGCGCUCGCGCACUACAUCCAGCAGGCGAAGGUUGGCGACGGCGACGACUUCCGGUUGACCGACGACGGCUCCAGCAGCGUCGUCUACGGCGUCUACAACUACCGGCGACAGAAGGGCGGCGAGUUCAAGUAUGAGAAGGUGGGCGACUACCGCGACGACAAGCUGCAUCUGAAGCCGACCGACGUCGACAUCUAUUACACGACGGACUACAGAAACGUGCCGACGUCGACAUGCAACAAGAUCACGUGCCGACCGUGUCGCGAGCAGCUGCACGCAGCGCCACUCACCGCCGACGACGUCCGCGCCGACCCGGUCGUCGGCUCGCAUCCUGCGUCGGCGGCCGCCGUCGGAUCCGGCGCGCGCGACCGCUUCCGCUUUGACACGGGCUGGGGCAUCGUCGUGACGGUGCUGUCCUGCGUCGGCGUCAUGCUCUGCGUCAUGAUGCUGCUCUACUUCUGCUGCCUGAGCGCCGUCGUGCGCGGCUCGAGUCUCGUCGGCUACCUGCUGCUUCUCGCGCUGGCGCUCCUCUUCGCCCUCAACCUCGCCUUCGUGGCGACGCCGACGCGCGCCACCUGCGGCAUCCGCCGCUUCUUCCUCGGCGUCCUAUACGCCGCCAUCUUUGCGUCGAUGCUCGUCAAAGCGCUCAACAUCUGGCGGCGCCACCAGGGCGGCGCUGCCGACAAGGCGGUUGGCGACACGUGCUUCUCGCGACCGGGAGGUCUGCUCGCCAUCGCGCUGUCGCUCGUGCUCGUGCAGGUGCUCGUCGCCAGCGAGUGGCUCCUCCUGGCGGCGCCGGACGUCGCCUACGACGGCGUCGGCGUCGCCGGCUGCGCGCCGUACGACGCCUUCAUGACGCACCUCGUCUUCUCGUGCGUCUACGUCAUGCUGCUGCUACUGCUAACCGCCGUCUUCUCCUUACUCAGCUGGAACAGUUCCGAGAACAGCCGCGAGUCGCGCUGGGUGUCGCUCGCCUGCGUCGUCUCCGUCGUCACGUGGGUCGCGUGGACGCUCGUCGCCACGUCGGUGCCGCACGCGUGGCGCGACCUGGCGGUGUGCGUCGGCAACCUCAUCAACGGCUACGCCGUGCUCAUGUGCGUCUUCCUGCGCAAGGUCUGGGUGCUGCAUCGGCUGCGGCGGCAGGAGAAGCAGGCCGCGAGCGGCGGAGCGCAGACCGUCUCCGAUAUCUACUACAACCAACCGCUGGCGCUCAGCUACCCCGACCUCAGCGCGUCGAAGAGCCAACUCGGAUACGAGGGCGGCAGCCAGUUCCAGCCGAUCUACGAGACAGCGGGCAUGGCGCCGCCGCUGCCGCUGCCUUUCGCGCAGCCGCCCAUUGCCGUAGACUACGACGGCGGGAGUCAGUUCAGCCCUGGCUAUCCGAUGACAGGCUCGCAGGGCCCCGGCUACCUCUACCUGGAUAGGGACGCGCCAGAUGCCGAUGUUGCCGUAUGAUGGAGAACGACGACAGCGCCAUCUGAUGCUCGCGCAU